AUGGCGGCACAACCACUCAUAAUUCUCAAUGGCUGGCCGGGAGUGGGAAAAGACACCGUUGCAGAGACCCUCAGCCUUCUGAUCGGUGACAACAAAGCAUCCUUGCUAGAUUGGGGCAAAGGUCGAGGCGACAGCUUCCAGACUAUACCCGACGAUGACGAAGUGGCACAAAAGGCGCAACGAGACGCCUGCUUUGCUGAUCAAGUCGAACACCCGUCCACAUUCAGCAAGAUGAUCAUAUGCACAGACUGCCUGUCAGACACGCCGCUGGGGAGACGACUCGCACAGGAUUUUGAGGUUGUCGCGAAGAGAACCAAUCGGCUAUUAAUUCCCAUAUAUCUGGAGUGUCAGGUCGAAGAAAACAUGCGGAGGUUGCAGGAGGCGGAGAGAAGGGUUAGCCUGAAAGAUAAGAUCCGAAGCCCUAACGAGGCCAAGACGGUCAGAUCCGAUGGAGGCAACCUCUUCAUUUUCAAAUCAAGGGAAGGCUUGAGCAUCAAUAUUACGAAGAUGCUACCGCAUGAAGCCGCCCUGCAGAUACUGUCAUUUAUCAGAGACUUGAUCGAUCAUCACAACGAGGAGCUAGUCAACGAGGAGACGACGCCAUUGGAGGCGAGCGAGCCGGCAUGGGCUUGA
Diaporthe amygdali is the source of this 633-nucleotide messenger RNA. RefSeq lists its product as uncharacterized. NCBI's taxonomy places the organism in Eukaryota, Fungi, Ascomycota, Sordariomycetes, Diaporthales, Diaporthaceae. The transcript has 2 exons. The coding region runs from base 1 to 633 and encodes 210 amino acids. The record is from RefSeq and is a predicted model, not a curated record.